Vespa velutina is the source of this 10490-nucleotide messenger RNA. RefSeq names its product nephrin-like. Lineage: Eukaryota; Metazoa; Arthropoda; Insecta; Hymenoptera; Vespidae. The transcript is spliced from 15 exons. The record is from RefSeq and is a predicted model, not a curated record. The coding region runs from base 294 to 3062 and encodes 922 amino acids. Gene Ontology annotation, molecular function: protein binding.
CUCUCUCUCUCUCUCUCUCUCUCUCUCUCUUUCUCUCUCUCUCUCUCUCUCUCUCUCUCUCUCUCUCUCUCUCUUCAUCUUUCUUUCACCAUCUCCCUCUGUCUCCUUUCUUGUGCGCGCGCGACGACACGUCGGAAGGGAGAAGCUCCGAGGGUGCGAGGAGACGCGUCGCAGAAACGCGUGCAGCUACGUCCACGCGCCGCGUGACAUCGUCCGUGAUCGCGCGAUAAAGUCGCGACGAAGCUGGAGAAACGACGACGAGGAGAGACGACGGAUUCAAGGUGGAAAGAAAAAUGCGGUGUCCUUCCCUCGCCGUUUUCGUCGCCGUCCUAACGACCAUACGAGCUCAAGGGGUCACGCGAACAUUUUCGACUAGGCCUUACCGAGGAGGUCCAGCUAUCCCCGUGAGGGCGGUUCUUCGAGGUACGGCCGAGCUACCCUGCGAUAUUCGUCCACCACGACACAACGACUCGACCGUUUCGGGACACGACUCUGCCAUUUUGAUCGUCUGGUACAAGAACGACAUGACACCCAUCUACAGUUACGACAUGAGAGGAAAACAUUCAGAAAAGGCAUCGCAUUGGAAGGACAAGGAGCAUUUGAACGAAUUCACGCAGUUUCGAAUGAAUACUGAUCCAGCUAUGUUAGUCAUCAGUGACGUCGAGGAAAAAGACGAGGGAGAUUAUAGAUGUCGGGUGGAUUUCACUAAGAGUCCCACAAGGAACUCAAGGAUUUAUCUAUCUAUUAUUGUACCACCGCAUAAGCCAAACAUCAUCGACGAACGUGGAAAAACUGUAUCGACCGUGGCCGGACCAUACGAAGAGGGUGGUAUUAUGAAGUUAACGUGUUUAGUAUCAGGAGGUCGCCCGGAACCUACGGUAAAAUGGUGGCGAGGAGAAACCCUAUUAGAUUCGAAGGACGUGCCUGGAGAGUUUCCAUCCCUUCGUCGAAAUACUCUGCUCGUGACCGAUCUUUCCAGAGCGGAUCUUCACGCUGUCUUCACCUGUCAGGCUUCCAACAAUAACAUCAGUCAACCGGAGUCGGCCUCGGUUGCGAUCGAAAUGCAUCUGAGACCUUUGAGCGUGAGUAUACUUAGCAGCGAGCACGCACCACUCAGCGCAGAUCGGAAAUACAAUAUCAGUUGUAUGACAGUCGGUUCAAGGCCACCGGCUAAAUUAUCCUGGUACAUGGAUCACAAAAAGAUGGAAAAUUAUACGGAGAAGGUAUCGGCCGAUGGGAAUAUGACAAGUUCAAUCUUUACCUUCAAGCCUACCCUAGACGAUCACAACAAAAUAUUGGCCUGUAAAUCUGAGAAUAACAAGGUUCAUAGUGGCGUCGUCGAGGACACCUGGAAACUGAACGUUUUCUUCGUUCCUACCUUACAAUUGGAGCUUGGUACCAACAUGAAUCCCGACGACAUAGAGGAAGGCGACGAUGUCUACUUUGAAUGUAAGGUUCAUGCGAAUCCCUGGGCUUACAAAGUCGUCUGGAAGCACAACGGCAACGUCAUUCAGAACAACGCGAAGAACGGCGUGAUAGUGCAACAAUACGAUCUCGCUCUAAGAAAAGUCAAUCGUUCCCAGGCCGGAAAUUACACCUGCGUCGCUAGCAACGUCGAGGGCGAUGGUUAUAGCAAUAUCGUCGAGCUCAAAAUCAUGUACAAGCCAAUCUGCGUGGCCGAACAAAAGCGCAUAUAUGGAGUGGCACGUCACGAGGACGCCGGGGUGGUCUGCAGGGUCGAAGCGUAUCCACCUCCCGAAAGCUUUCGGUGGGCCUUCAACAAUACCGAGGAGAUGGUCGACGUGCCCCAGGCGCGUUACAAGAACUCCACUCGACACAGCCAAAGCGUCCUCACAUACAGACCGGUCACGGAAAUGGACUAUGGCACUGUGCUUUGUUGGGCAAGCAACACUGCCGGCCAGCAGAAGAAUGCUUGCAUAUUUCACAUCAUACCCGCGGGAAAACCAGAAUCUCCUUACAAUUGCACGCUGACCAAUCAAACAACCCAAUCACUUUCGGUGGAAUGCACCGCCGGUUUCGAUGGUGGUCAACCGCAACAUUUCUUUCUAGAGGUGUUCGAUCAAGAAACGGGUAUUCUACAAGCGAAUGUUACCAGGGAUAACCCUCAAUUUACAGUACAAGGGUUGGAACCGGGCAAAGUUCUUAACAUGAUAUUGUACGCCGUGAAUGCGAAAGGAAGGAGCGAAAUGAUCUUGCUCGAAGGUUUUACUUUAAAAGUGGCCGAGAAGCAGACCGUGCGCGUUUUGUUUACAGGUACUCCGGUGCCGUUCGAAAUAACACCUCUGUUAGCUGGUCUUAUCGGUGUAGUUAGUGCCAUGCUUUUAGUUACCGGGACAAUUUUAGCAGCACUCAAAGUACGAAGCGAGAGACGAGCUCAGAGACCAGGUGAUUUGCCCUUGAAAAAAGCUACAGCACCCAGUUCAGAGGAUCUUUACGAUGCAGAUGAUAGAAAUCCAGACGUCGUGCCAACUAAUAAAGAUUCAGAUUAUCAAUUGACUGGAUCAACCUCGGGUACACCAUUGGCAACGCAAGAUACACCGGAUGGUUUACCACCAUCUUCACUUCCAACGCAACAGAACAAUCAUCUUCAAGGACUUACCGGUUACAACGAAUACAACAAUUAUCCAACCUUACCGUUAUCCGGGGAAGUGACGUAUGCAGAACUUUGCUUGGCGAGGCCAACCACCCUAUCAACUUUGGGAACAGACACGAAGCUAGCGAAUUUAGGAAGUGUUACCGGUCUCGGAGGUCUUCAGGGAUAUGGAAGCGGUGUUAUCGUCGGCGGAAAAUCGUACGCAAAGGAGGCCACGGUAUACGCUUGCAUAGACCACAGCGCGAGGCCACCGAAAAUAGACACGGUGAAGAGUACAUCUUCAUGCGGUAGUACGCCGCUCUCGACGAUGAGCGGACUUCUGCAUGAUUCAACGGUGACCGGAAUGACUGGUAUCACCGGAUUGACCGGUACUACGAGCAAGCAUCCAGCAAGGGAAGUCGUCACCGUUCGCACGCCACUUAUUUCGAGCCAGGAAAGCUGCGUAUAGGGACGCGAUUCCGACGCGCUCGGCGUUAACGAAUAUUACGUCUGAUAUGGCCGCGUCGCAUCCCACGCCAAUGAGUCUCCUCCGAACCAGGAGCCGUUCAAAUACAUACCGCAAAUUGCUACAACAGGUAUGCCAGUAGCCAACCACACGACACAUCUUCUUAUAUUCUUAUUAGUCACAUUCUUUCUCCGUGCGUCGUCUAAAAUUCAUUCCCAGCUCUUUCUUAACAGAGAACGAUUUUAUCCCCAUCCAAUCUUUCCCUUCCCAUUUUUCUUCUGAUUCUAAUAUCUUCGGCAUUAUGACAAUGACGACGACGACGACGAUGACGACGAUGACGACGACAAUGACGACGAUAAUGACGACGAUGAUGACAAAUCUAUUUCACGUUACAUCGAUCCCAAGAUUCUUUGAUAAUCUUGCGUGCCUAAUGUACACGCCUAUUAGCAUAGGUACAUACUUAUGUCUCUUUGCCUAAAUUAAUUAAUUAAAAAAGAAAAAAAAAAAAACGAGAUAUAAAUGCUAUGGAGAAAUGUUGAUAAGAAGAUGAUUUUUAGAUCGGUUUCUCGUUCAAUUUUCACGAGAGAUCAAAGCCCGUUUUUUGCGCGACUCGAUAUGCUUUUUUCGUUUUCGCCGCAACAACGAGGUCGAUGACGACACAACGACGACGACGACGACGACGACGACGACUUAGACUAUUACAACUAUGACUACGACUACGACUAUGACUACGACUACGACUACAACGAUUAAAAUGACGAUCGUCGCCCUUCAUUGGACGCGGAAAAAACGCGAUAUUUGAAAUUUGCGGACGGACGUGCUGUCCUAUCGACUGAUGACAAACGCGCACAACGUCGAAACUGGCACGGAAGCGACGCGGUCGUUCGCACGAUAGAUACCUAUAUAUGUAUGUAUCUAUAUAAAUGGUAUAUGCAGAGAUGAAUUUUCUUAUUUGGAACAUUUUGCGAUCGGUAAAACUCGGCGCCGUAUGUUACGACGUGUAUCGUACGCACGAACGUUAACGGGUGUCCAUUAUCGUACGAAUCUAUCAAUCUUUUUCCGCGUAUAUCCAAACGCGAAUUUUGUAAAUAUCUUGUACAUAACGAUGCGACGAGUGAGGGGAUGAAAGAAAAGUUUAAUUGUAUGACGAAUAACAAAGACAGGGACGAAGGACUGUCGUCGAUAUAGUUCUCUUCGCGACAAGACAAAUAUGGACGAAUGUAAUAACACGUCGCGAUCCGAUGCAAAUUGGUACGUUGGAAAUUUUUCCAUGACAAUAAUUUCUUUUCGUCGAUCACUCUUAACACAUUGUCCAACUCAUACCCGCAUGUUUCUACGCGUUUCUCAAUGCCGCUCGUUACGUUUACUCCGAUCGACUUAUUUCUCGAUCGAUCAUUAAAUUUUUACACACUCGAAUCUCAAUCGACUUCGUUAGAUAAAAAAAGAAAAAUAAGAAAAAAAAAAAGAGAAAAGAAAAAGGAAAAAGGAAAACGAAAAAAAAAAAAAGAAGAAAGAAAAGGUAAGAAAGAUUUGCUCUUUCACCGACUCUCUCGACUGCUCGCGACUGAAUUACGUCAAUGUACACAAACGAUAUUCGUAUAGUGCGAAAAGGACGUCGAAACGAGGACAAGUUCCUUCGUUUUAUUCACCUUUAUCCAUUGUAAUAUAUAUUCUCCUCCGAUGUACAGCGCCAAUAUUUUUUCAAAGUGCGCGUAAGCGAUACCUCCGCGCGAUGUGAAUUGAGCAAAGAGGCGAUAAUUACGGAAAGAAAACGAGUGUAUAAUUAAUAAACGUUCGAAGUAAAUUUAAGCAGAGCAAAUAUAAAGAUAUAUUAUAUAUAUAUAUAUAAAUAUAAAUAUAAAUAAAUAUAUAUAUAUAUAUAUGUAUAUAUAUAUAUAUGUAUAUAUAUAUAUAUAUAUAUAUAUGUAUGUAUGUACAUGUAUGUACGAAUGUGCGCGCGCGUGUGUGUAUGCGAGUAUGCAUGUAUACAUGAAAAGCAAAUGCGAAAUUAUAUUAUCGGUGGAGUGCCGAUCCUUCCGACAUAUAAUUCAAAAUACGUGUACUGCUGGUAUUGAAGAUUAAGUGAAACAUCGAUUUUACUUAAAAGCUCGUUUCGUAUAAUAAUCAUGUUAUUCUCAUUUUCUUCCAUCUCGAAGUUUCGCCGAAAUAAUCGAAGAGAUAUGCGAUUAUUGAUUCAUUGAAUUAUUUUGUCCAACUAUUCAUCAGGAUAAUCGGUGCUCCACUAUAUACAUAUAUAUUUAUUCCACGUGCGUGCGAAUGCACGAAAGACUAUCGAGAUAUUUGCGAGCGAGUACGAGCCAGUACGAAGGCAACAAAGUAUAACGAGUUUAUCUUCGCCAGUUUUUAUAUUUUUCAUUCGACAUCGAUACCUCGUAAUUUUUUUCCGUCGGCCUCUUUUUAAUGAUAAUAUCAUCGUACGCUUACUGCAAAGCUUCGAACUUUUGAAUACGUCUAUCUUUAGAAUUCGAUUAGUUCGAUUAAUUCGAGUUUGAAUUCUUCGAAUAGUUUCUAUCGACUCGUCCGAAGAAUCGAUCUCGUUAUUUCUUUUUUUUUUUUUUUUCUUUUUUCUUUUUCUUUCUUUCUUUUCUUUUCUUUUCUUUUCUUCUCCCCCAUAAAUAAAUCAUUUAACGUGUAUCAUUAUCGCUAUGCACAAUAUGGAAAGGGAACAAGGCGAAAAUAUUUUUCAUCGUAACUUGUCACAAACAUUUCAAUAUUUUUGGUUUACCGCGAUAGAUCGUAGGAACAAGAAGGAAACCGAUGAAUAUGCAAUGUAAUGCGGAGUCAGUGUGCAUACAGUUUAAAAGGGAUCAAGAAAAUACACGAGAUGACAACCUACCCACGUACAUCACUAAAUUUCGUUUCAUUGCCUUUUAUCUGGGAAUAAUUUUAAUACUAAAAUAUUAUUCCUCUUAACGCUCAAAAAACACUUUGAAUAUUCCGGACUCCUUUAUCGUUGUUCGGACUAUGAAAAGGAAACGCUGAAUAUGCAAUUCAAAGAAAGCCGAUGUGUACGUCUGCAUGCGCGCUUGCGAAAAAUAUAGAGGGAGAAAAGGAACGAGAUACAUAAAGAGAAAAAAAAAGAGAGAAAGAGAGAAAGAGAGAGAGAGAGAAAGAGAGAUAACGAGAAAGAGAGAGAGAGAGAGAGAGAGAGAGAAACUAAGGUAAAGAUCGAAAGAUUGCUACGUGUAAAAAUGAUUUUAAAUGACGUUACACUUACAUAGGUAUAUGCAUACUGCACGUAUAAAUACAUAUAGUUAAACUAGAUAUUGAACAUUAGAUUUAAAAAUAAUUACUAUGCGCUGUUAGUCCCUGUGAAAAUGGCUGGGAAUUAUUAAAGGUCGAAGAGAUAUGAGAAACUCGGCCGCUAACGUCCCAACUAUAUUUCUCGGAGUUGAAAGUUCCAGAAAUAGAGUCACUAGGUCGACGAAGCCAGGCUUCAUUCGCUUUUUCAUCUCAUCAAUGUACUCAACGAGAGAUUGAUUUCAAAAGAGAUCACCGGUUCUGAACAGCCGUAACCCAUUUGCCAAAUCAUUUUGAAUUUAAAGGUCAAUUUCGAAGAACGCUUAUGAAUUUCUACGUAAAUACCUAUGAAUAUGUGGCAUACUGAACAAAAUCGUAACUCGCGGUAUCGUAAAAAAAAAGUGACAAUACUUACCUGACAUUUGUUGAUACAAGCGGAUAAUUGUGUUUCUUCUCUCUUCGUCCAUCUCUUUAUCUUUCUCUCUCUCUCUCUCUCUCUCUCUCUCUCUCUCUCUCCCUCUCUCGUUUUUUCUUUUUUUUUUUUUUCUUUUCUUUCUGUCUAUCUCCUUUUUGUUUUUGCGCGAAUUCGCGUUAUGAAUGCGAUCAUUUGUGUCCUUCAGUUUUUGUUCCUGCGUUUCUAGGAUUUAUACGAAUCGAAAGAGAUCCUAUAAUAUGUUACACUUUUUUGUAACAUCCACGGACGAGUAUUAUUAUUCUCUCUAACAAACUACAUUUCCACGGAGCGUGUUUGUCACGAUGUUAUCAUUACUAUUAUUCAUCCUUAUCGUAUGUCACACACUGUCGUCCUUAAAUUAAUAAUUUUUCUACGCGAAAGCUGUGCGCAACGGCAUAGAUUUUUUAUAUAAUUAUACGUCAAAGUUCGUCUACGAAGCGAAGACGCGUGCAUGAGUGCGUGAGUGUAUGUGUGAGAAAGAGAGAGAGAGAGAGAGAGAGAGAGAGAGAGAGAGAGAGAGAGAGAGAGAGAGAGAGAGAGAGAGAGAGAGAGAGAGAGAUAACUGGUAAAAGAAGAAAAAUAAAAAAAAAUAGUCGUUCGAAACGUGCGUCCACGCACGAAAUUUUGCGCUUCCGUUUACGUUUCCCAAUGUCCGAAUUGAACUCUCGACGAGUGAAACGUACGUGCGCUGAAAAUUGAAAUUACGACGACCAUAUUAUGUGUAUUUACAAUAAUUAUAGAUCUCUCUCUAUAAAUAUAUACACAUCAGCAUAAUCCGAAUAAACGUGUUGAUAUGAAAAGCCAUGUUGAUCAUCGCGGUUUAGCUAUCGGCCGCUUUUGCAAUGACGGAUGUAUCAAACAUGCUUUUAAUUUUGUCUAUAUAGAUCACUUUAAUUCAUUUCCAGUUAUUUCAGUAGUUUGAUCCUAAAAUGCAACAUCGGCCGUUGGCUUAACAUACCUUAUUUCUUUUUACCUAUAUUCACAGCUUUAACUUUUCACAUAAUGUCUACUUGAAGGCUAAAUAUUUUUUAUUACGUCUAGAGCUGCAAAUACGCGGACGGCCAUCGCAGGACAACUCACAUCGGUAGGUAAGUAUAUUCUUACGACGUGGGGGAUCUUUUUAUGAGUUGCGAAAGGAGGACGGCUAGAAUAAUGUCUCUAUUUUGCCUACGAUCGCAAUUGGCAACGCAAGCCGAUCAAUGAAAACACCUGGAACAUUCUACGAAAUCGAAGUAAUGUAGAGAGAAAGAAUAUUGAAAGAGGGAAAGUACUGUCGAUACACUGUGUAAGGUCGUUGCACCGAUCCGUGCACGAACAAGAAAUUGUAGAAGAAAUAAUAUAAAGAGGAGGUACGGUCAAACGAGGCUAUUUGAAGCGUUCAUGGUUAGAAGUGUAAGGCGAUAUGAAUAUGGGAAAGGGCACUGUUAUGGAAAUGUGGAUUUUUAAAAGAACCACGAGAGAAAAUACGGGAGACGAUAGUAGGCGAACGAGAAGGAGGGAAGGUACGAAAAAGGGCGUACUUUUAGAGACUUGUGAAUUUUUCACAAGGAUAAUACGGCUCAGGGUAGAUCCUGCUAUUAGGCGAAAGGAAGGACAAAUUUUCUUUUCUUCUCGACGCUAUACGCGGCAAACGAAACGAUCCAGGUCGAAAGGGAAGACGGUAAAGCUUUACCUCGACCUUUACUUAUACUAUUGUCCUUACGUAUACCAUAUCCAUCUGUCAACCUUCGUCGAUGUUAAAAAAGCAAAGCAAAAGGAAUAUAUCGUGAACAUACUUUUUAUUUUUCUCUCUCCCUACUAACCCCACUGUAACCUCCACACCACCCCCAUAAUCGUUCAAUUUAUAUAGCGCUAAGUGGAGCCGCUUCUUCCCCGUCCGAUCACCAUUACUCAAAGUAAGCGAAGGAGCUUUUUCUUUUAGUGCCAAAGCAGAUAUCGAUAGGUAGAACCUUCCUUCGGGUAAUUAAGUGCUUUCCAACCAUUAGUCAAGCUAAAGCCUCCCUCGCGCUCGAUCCUCGAUAACGAAGACGGCAGCACUCGUGAUCUAAUCGUACUUUAAUUACACAGAAUUCGAGUAACAAUUGAAGCCGUUUCAUACUACUGACUGACUAACUAGAUAUAUCUUAUGAGUCUUCUAUUUCCUCUCUGCAUCGAGAAAGCAAUAAACCAAUGAUUAUAUAUAAUACAAAGCAAUUCGAAAACUACAAGAAAUAAACUACAAUGAACGAAUAUAAAAGAAUAUAUGUAUUUACGUAAAUACGCGUUUUUGUUAUCCGUCACCAUCAACCUUCUCCAUCUUCUCGUUAUAAGUGGAUUCGUGAAAAUCAAACUUUUUCCAAGAUAAUGAUAAAUCGAUCGACCCUACGAUAAAUUAUCGUCGAAAGUUAGCCGCCAACGAGAACGAGAGGAUGACGGGACGGACCGAUGACUCUCUUUGGGACCUCUUUCUCUUCGUAGCCUAAAACCGUCGUUUCGGUUCCGUCGAUAAUGUUAAUAAAUUCAAGAGAAUUCGGCCGAGCUCGUAGCUACGAUGAAAUACGUCGGAGAAAUUUGCGUGAACGAGAUAUCGAUCCGUCGAGCAUCGAACAGUCUUUUCAUGCCAGUCAGUCGGCCGACUGCUGCGCCAGCGAAGGUCCGCUUCGCUCUUCGGAUACGCAUCGCAGCGUACCACCGAUGACGCCUAAUUGCAUAAAUAAUUCAACGGACACGGCCGCUGCAGUUAUAGUUAUUGUCCGGGUAUAACGAAGCGUCAGACUGUUAUUCAUCGGUUAGCUCGUUAGUUCGAGCGGAUCCUCUCGAAAACUUUAACCACUCGAUUUUUCUCACCUUCGAACGAUCGUAAAACGUUCCUAAAAGAAAAUCAAAUUAUUUUCUCAUCGAUCAUGAAAAUUUUUCUUACCCUAGAGAACUUUGCAAUCCUCGUGACUGCCAAUACUAUCAUAGAUAUAUAAUACUCAAAUCGAAAAUAAUUUCGUAUAUAUUCGAGUAUAAUAGACGUUAAGAUCGGAGUCAAGGAGUUUUAGCGACUUAUUCACGGAUAGAAUUUAUCUUACUCCAUCGAGUUUGGAAAGAUCGACUCAAGAGUAUUUUCAAGUACCCUCUUGUCUACGGAGACGAGAAGUUUCUGCUCGUGACGUCCCUUAAACGUUUCAGAUGAGCUUUCAGGGACGAGACGUCAUACGAGUAAUCGCUCGUCUCUUAGUUAUCGUCGAAAACGUUUAUCGAGAAGACUAUUUAUUUCUUUGACGCCGUCGUCGUCCUAACGUCGUAUUCGUCUUAUCUCUCGUAUAAUAACCUAUCAAGAAAUUACCAUCUUUGUUCCAAGGACUUCGGAAGAAAGAAAAAAAAAAAAAAGAAAAAAAAAAGAAAGAAAAGAAAAAUUGAUGACGAAAUAAAGACACCCGUGUCGAGGAACACAUGAGUCAGGAGCAAUGGAUGGAGAGGUUGGUGGAAAGGUAUAAUUCGUCGAAACAUUAACAGAAGGAGGAUAAAGUAAGAGUGGCUUUUUUUUUUCAAAAACUUUUUCAGGACUCCGUACGUAAUGGCUGAAGUGGAGGACAAAUUUUCUCUGGAGUAUUUCGCGGGUCACGAUACAUGACACUGGACGUGACCCAUUACCGUACAACGUAUUUAUUCUUCGUGAACCAGGAAAUGGAGUAUUAGUGAGAAUAGUAGGAGACAGGUAGACAAGGAAACAGAGAGAACAAUGUAGAAAG